AUGUCUUCUAGUUCUGCUGCUGCUGCUGCUGCUGCUGCAGCAGCAGCAGCUGCUGCUGCUGCUGCUGCUGGUGUUGCUGCAGCAGCAGCUGCUGCUGCUGGUGUUGCUGCAGCAGCAGCAGCUGCUGCUGCAGCUGCUGUUGUUGCAGAAGAGGCAGCUGCUGUUGGGGCUUUAACAGGGAAACAGCAGCAGCAGCAGCAGCAGCAGCAGCAGCAGCAGCAGCAGAAUAGACAUAGGAGUAGCAGCAGCAGCAGCAGGAAUAGCAGCAGCAGCAGCAGGAACAGCAGCAGCAGAAAGAGAGACCGUAGAGGGAAUAUGUACGCAGGAGAGUCCGUCGCGCAACAGCAGCAACAGCAGCAGCAACAGCAACAGCAGCAGCAGCAGCAGCAGCAGCAGCAGCAACACAUCCAGCAGCAAUAG
Molecule: messenger RNA, 420 nt
Organism: Eimeria mitis
Lineage: Eukaryota; Apicomplexa; Conoidasida; Eucoccidiorida; Eimeriidae
Exons: 3
Coding region: 1-420 (139 amino acids)
Molecular function (GO): ice binding
Source: RefSeq, a predicted model, not a curated record